AUGAUUAUUGCAUUAAUAGUUAUCAGUAUUAUUCUAUUAAUCAGUGGCUUAUUUAUUACUAUUUAUCUUGUUUACUAUUCAUGCUUACUAAAACAUUUCUCAAAGAAUAAUCUUAUUAAAUCUCAACAAUAUCCUUCAACACAAAUGCAAAUGAUAUCUUGUUCAACUUCUAUACCAAAUAUUUCGCAAUCUGGAAACGAAAUUACUAUCGAAGAAGCAGAACCAUCUAUAUCAGAUUCUAAAAUAAGAUCUUUAGAAGAAAGAAAUAUAAUUCCCAAUGAACUUUUUCAACAAACUGAUCCUUAUGAUGAUAAAAUGAACUUCUUAAAACUUGGCGAAAUAAUAAUCGAUCGACCACUUGGGAUUGCUUUACAACCAUUCGAUAGUAUGGGACCAGUAUUAAUGAAAUUCAAUGUAUCUGAACAACAUUGGAUACGACAUAAUAAUGAAUAA
Messenger RNA from Adineta steineri, 453 nucleotides. NCBI's taxonomy places the organism in Eukaryota, Metazoa, Rotifera, Eurotatoria, Adinetida, Adinetidae. The record is from the annotation of a GenBank genome assembly.